Messenger RNA from Colletotrichum karsti, 402 nucleotides. RefSeq lists its product as uncharacterized. NCBI's taxonomy places the organism in Eukaryota, Fungi, Ascomycota, Sordariomycetes, Glomerellales, Glomerellaceae. The transcript has a single exon. Bases 1 to 402 code for a protein of 133 amino acids. The record is from RefSeq and is a predicted model, not a curated record.
AUGCAGACUCAACCCCAGGAUACCAUGUCAGCGUACCAAAACGAGGCUGUCGGCGAAUAUCAGUUGCGAAUAUUCUUCCCCUGCCCAGCGGAAAGGUUCGAUGACGACCUCUACGGCAGGCCCCUUUCUCAUGAUCUAGAACCCAGCAGCAAGAGUGACAGCCGUGCUUAUGAAGCGUUAUCAUAUCUCUGGGGAAGUCCGAAAAGCCCCAAGCAGACCCUGACUCCUCUAGAGAAGUCUGCCCCAGGUGCGCUUGAUGGCAGCAAUGCGCAAGCAGUCGGUACGCUCCAAAUCGGUCAGAAUCUCGUCGAUGCGUUACGCAACUUCCGAUACAAGGAGAAGCACCGAACCCUUUGGAUCGACGCCAUCAGCAUCGACCAGGGCAAUACGGAAGAGCGUUGA